UAAAUGCAAACGUGGUCACACAGGCACGACUAAAUUCUGCAAUACAUCGUCGAUCUGCAGACCGGUGGUAACAUAAAUUUAAUGUUAAAUCUUUUGAAAGUCUAAUAAAAUGCAAACGUAAAAAGGCUCCGCAAAGCGAAACAAUAUACAUCCGAUGUUCUCUAUGAUAGGAGGAGGAAGUAAAAUUAAAAGAAAAAACAUUUCUGUGUGUGCUUGCGUGCGCGCAUGUGUGUGUGUGUGUGUGUGUCGGAAUAGGAGUUUAAUGUGGCGGUUGAUAGGGUUGCAGCGGUGGUAAUGGAAUAUUAAGACACAAGAAACUCUUCUGAGGGAGAAAAUUCUAGAAAAAAAUGAAAAAAAAUCUGCAGUUUCCCUGACGUAUUUUUGACAAUGCCAGUUAAAAGACUAGAUGAUGGUACUGGAGAGACAAUCAGGGUACUGGAAGUAGACGGGUACAAUACUCCUACUUUUGAUAUGGUACUUCAGAACCAAGAGGAAGAAUUCCGAAGUAUUCCGACAUGGAAAAUAAAACCAGGAGACAUUUUCAUUUGCGCGUACCCAAAAGCAGGUACCCAUUGGUUGUGGGAAGUUACAUCAAUGUUGGUCAACCAAUCAGCGGACAGAGUCAAGCUGAUCAAGGAGACCUCCAUGUUAGAGGGAGUGUCUCAAAAGAAUUUUGAUAAUGUCGUCUGCCCUAGAGUUCUGAAUACACAUUUACCAUUAAGGCUUUUGCCUAAAGAUACACUAAAAAUGAACUCUAAAAUUUUGUUUGUUCAACGAAACCCAAAAGAUAUUUGUGUGUCAUAUUAUAACCAUCAUAAGAAAGUACUAGAAUAUGAAUAUGAUGGUAAAUUCGAGAACUACGUUAACAGAUUUUUAGAAGGGCAUGUGGACUAUGGUUCAUGGUUUGAUUACACCCUGGAGUGGGAGAAGGUAAUCAAGGAUAACAAAGGCUACCCAAUCCAUGUUAUGAGUUACGAAGAUAUGAAAACAGACAGUAUUGGGGAAAUAACUAAGAUCAGCGAAUUUCUCGGACUUAAAACCGAUCCGACGCUUAUUAGAGAAAUAGCGGAAAAAUGUGAAUUUAGUAACAUGAAGAAAGAAAAAGAUCCUUUGGAAAAUUCGGCUGAGUGGAAGGAUGGGAAACCAGGAAUGUACCGAAAAGGUCAGAUAGGAGACUGGAAGAAUUGGUUUACUGUGGCACAAAAUGAACAUUUUGAUGCAAUUUUUGCAAAGAAAAUGAAAGACUCCUCUUUUACUUACAGAUUCGGUUGAACUUUGUUCAGACAAUUCUGAUAUGGAGCUGAUUUUGUUAUCAGAAACAGAUAGAUGGAAAUAGUUCAUACAUCUAGGUUAAAACCCUUUACAGAAAUUUAUUUUAUAUGCAGAAAGUAUUUGUCAAUAUUAUGUGUAUACAAUGUAUAUGUGAAGUAUGAUUUUAGAAACAAUUUUAGUAUUUACAUAUGGGUUCAUAGUUACGCCGACAUAAAUACUCGGCAGUAAAAAUGUCUACACCUCGUGCUGCGUACUUAGUAACUAUGUGUAGUGAUCAAAGGCACUGUUUUUUUUUUUACCCGAUCAAGAUAAAAUUCAUCAAACAUUUUAGUGAUUCGACAGCUGCGGCUAUCACCCGCACACAUUUUUGCGACUUGUCCAAUAUGAUACAAAACGCCGCUACGACUACUUUUUUGAAACUACCCGAAUAUCAAAGAAUAUAAACAGAUAUUUUCCCGGUUGGACGUAAAGGUAAAACUACCCGAAUAUCAAAGAAUAUAAACAGAUAUUUUCCCGGUUGGACGUAAAGGUAAAGCUUGUUAACAAUCUAGAGGCCACAUUUAUGACUGUAUCUUCAUGAAACUUGGUCAGAAUGUUAAUCUUAAUAAUCUAAAGGUCAAGGUCCAAUCUGGGUCAAGUGGGAUCAAAAUCUAGGUCUCGAGGUCCAAUCAAAGGUAAAGCUUGUUAACAAUCUAGAGACCACAUUUAUGAUUGUACCUUCAUGAAAGUUGAUCAGAAUGUUAAUUUUUAUGAUCUUUAGGUAAAGAACGAAUCUGGAUCAUGUGGGGUUAAAAACUAGGUCAAAUCAAAGGAAAAGUAAUUAACACUCUAGAGGCCACAUUUAUGACCAUAUCUUAAUGAAACUUGGUCAGAAUGUUAAUCUUGAUGAUCUGAUCUUUAUGUCCAUAGGUCAGAUGAGCGAUACAGGGCCUUCAGGACCCUUUUGUUUUGGAAUAUUUGUCAAUAUUUCACAGUCAGAUAGAGUCAGUUUAAUAAAAAAAAGAAAAUA
This is a messenger RNA of Mercenaria mercenaria, 2281 nucleotides long. Its product is annotated as sulfotransferase 1A2-like. The record is from RefSeq and is a predicted model, not a curated record. Gene Ontology annotation, cellular component: cytoplasm. Gene Ontology annotation, molecular function: sulfotransferase activity. NCBI's taxonomy places the organism in Eukaryota, Metazoa, Mollusca, Bivalvia, Venerida, Veneridae. Bases 388 to 1272 code for a protein of 294 amino acids. The transcript is spliced from 7 exons. Gene Ontology annotation, biological process: sulfation.